GUGAGGGCCAGCCAGUAGGCAUCCCUCCGAGCCCACGCUCUCGGAUCCGGGACCAGGGUCUCCGGGUUGCGCGCGGCCUGACGUGCAGGGCCUAGGCCAGCGGGUGUCCGCCUGCGUUGUGCCUCCGCCUGGGCUGAGAGCUGACGGGACCCCGAUCAGUCGGUGGGACCGCAGGGAAAUAGAGGACAGGGACCAGCCCAAGGUGGAGCUUUGCGGGGAGCAGGUGGUGGGGCGGGAAGGCUGCGCCCUCUGGCCCUGUUGAGCGCAGCAGCGGCCCCAGCAUCUCGGAAGCUGAAGGUCCCCCUGCCUCUGGACCCACAGGUCUGACAAGCAUGAGGCUGUCUUUCAAGUUAAGGCGUUGACGUUUUUCUCGAACGUUUUGCACAGCAUGACAGAGGUGACUAGCUUUCUGCGCCCCUCCCUCUGCCUGGCCACGAAGCCACUGUCCCGCUCUGUCACAGCAGCACCCUGCUUCCAGGGACCAUGUCACUAGAGCGCAGGUUAAGCUGUAGCAGAGACUUCAAAGCACAGUGGCUCAAGCGAGGGGAAGUUUGUUUAUCCUGCGCAGGACUGUGGAGGGCCCAGCUGGAGGUUGCAAUACUUCCCGACUGUUACCAGAAACGGGCAUGCAGGAGAUUACAAGCAGCCACCCAGGAGUGGGGCCGCCCUCAGGUGAAGGUGGGCGCCCCGGGGCCCUGGAGUCGUGAGGAGCUUGAGGCACAGCCCAGAGGUGCGCCGGAGAGCCUCCAGGGCCGACCAAGUGUGGGGAUUCCUCUGAACAGCGGAAGGAACUUGGCCCAGCCCUGCCUGAGAUGUAUUGCCGGGGAGUCUCGUGAAGAGGAAGCGUGGUGCCGCCAUCGUGGAAUCAUGGGCACCCAUCCGGGGAUGCUCCGGAUCCUGGGAGCUGCAGAGCAGAGGGUGCCCUUGCUGGCAUCUGGAGUGUAGGACGGUCUCUGUACAUGGAGAAAUGAGAAUAUAUUCGCAGACAAAGCGUGACCUGAGGGAGAAGCCUGCCGGAAUCUGGAUUUUCAAUAACAUAAGACAAUAAAGCUUAGACUUCUAA
Messenger RNA from Manis pentadactyla (Chinese pangolin), 1063 nucleotides. It is a transcript of the gene C8H10orf143, whose product is annotated as chromosome 8 C10orf143 homolog. Lineage: Eukaryota; Metazoa; Chordata; Mammalia; Pholidota; Manidae. The record is from RefSeq and is a predicted model, not a curated record. The transcript has 6 exons. Bases 484 to 945 code for a protein of 153 amino acids.